AUGUCGCACACGGCACCCCACUCGACCGUCGCAUCCGGCAGCUCGACGCCCGUGCCCCCCGCCUCCUCGUCGGAUCCACAACUGGCCGCCACCGCAGCAGCCACCUCCGCGUCCACCGCGAGCGCCACCUCUCUCGACCCCAGCUACACCUACGCCGCCCCGCCCAUCCCCUCGUCGUUCAAGGCGUCGAUCCAGGCCUGGUGGCGCGCAAAACCCGUCGAGGACGCCGCGCACGCAGAGCUGCACCUCUACCGCCCCAGCGGCUACUUUGGCGGCGCAACCGUUGCGAAUGCCCCCGCCGACGACGGACCCCUUGGCGAGGGCAGGGGCCUGGCGCGUGCACUCGAGAGGGCCAGGCAGCAGCAGCGGCAGUCGAGCGGCUCCUCGACUCCGCAAAAGCAGCACCACCACCAGCCCUCUUCCUCAACCUCGGCCUCGACGGAGACGCCCUCUCGCCUCGGCUGGCUAUGGCGCCGACGCCAAGAGGACCGCGUGACGAUUGCCACGCGCGAGGCAGACGACGGCAAGGUGGGCGCCAUCCGCUUUGUCGAUCUCGGCCCGGCCUCGUCGUCGUCGUCGUCGUCGUCGUCUCUGGGUGACGGCUCGACCCUGUCCCGCUUCAAGGAGCGCGUCUACGACACGGCCGCCGCAGCGCACCGCCAUCGCGGCUCCAGCAGCGACGAGAUCCUCAACGACAACCUCGAGGCGCCGUCCGGUCAGCCCGGCGGAGCGACGGCGACAACGGCCGAGGCGCUGGUCAAUGGCGGCGGGUACACUCCGCCGGCGGGGCGCAAGAUCAACAUGCUGGAAAUCGGCCUGCCUUACUCGGAGGCCAACCGGGCACGGAUCGAGGGCGAGACCAAGGUGGUCCUGCUGCACGGCUACGGCGCCGGGACGGCCUUUUUCUUCCAGAACCUGCGCAGCCUGGCGUCGCUGCCCGCGUCGCGCCUCUACGCCCUCGACUGGCUCGGCAUGGGCCGCUCGUCGCGCCCCAGCUUCCACAUCCCGGCGUCGAGCCUCAAGACGACCGAGUCGCGCGUCCUCGCCGCCGAGAGCUUCUUUGUCGACUCGCUCGAAGAGUGGCGCCGCAAGCUCGGCAUCGACCGCAUGGUCCUCGUCGGCCACUCGCUCGGCGGCUACCUCUCGCUCGCCUACGCGCUCCGCUACCCGCAGCGCGUGCAGCGCCUCGUCCUCGUCAGCCCCGUCGGCAUCCCACAGGCGCCCGUCGAGGCCACCGACUCGGCGUCGGCGUCGGCGUCGGCGUCGGCGUCGGCGUCAGCCAAGCAGCAGCAGCAGCAGGGGCAGCAGCAGUCGCAACCGGCGGCGGGGACGGCAACGGCGGACGAGGGCAUCCAGCGCGUACAGGAGGAAGUCAAGAAGCCGCAGCAGAACAUAGUGCCGCCCUCGCGUCAGGCUGGGCACGACCUCGAUGCCAACGCCGGCGCCGGCGCGUCGACGUUGCAGCGCAGCGACACGACCGAGAGCGGGAGCAGCGUAUCGCGCAAAGGCCAAUCGAGCGCGCCCGAACGAUCGACGCACGAGCCGCCGCGCUUUUCAAAGACGUCGCGCACCCUCUUUGCCUACCUGUGGGAGCAGAAUUUUUCUCCCUUUGGUAUCCUCCGAUCCUCGUUCUUCUUCGGCCCCUAUUUCGCAGGCAAGUACACGUCGCGUCGUUUCGGGGCGCUGCCGCAGGACCAGCUGUGGACGCUACACAGCUACUGCCAGGCCAUCUUCAUGAGCCGCGGUAGCGGAGAAUACUGUCUAGCCCACCUCCUCAAACCCGGUGCCUUCGCCCGUCUUCCCAUGGUCGACCGCAUCUCCUCCCUCGCCGGCAUCCCCAUCGCCUUCAUGUACGGCCAGCACGACUGGAUGGACGUAAGCGGCGGUCGACGAUGCGUUCGUAUCCUCAACGCCAACCGCGCACACGACCAGCCUAGAUCUUCCUGCUUCGUCGUCCCCUCGAGCGGUCACCACAUCUACCUCGACAACGCCGACGCCUUCGAUACCCUCCUCCGCGACGUCCUCGAGGGCAACGCCGACUGA
Pseudozyma flocculosa PF-1 is the source of this 2043-nucleotide messenger RNA. RefSeq lists its product as uncharacterized. Gene Ontology annotation, cellular component: mitochondrial inner membrane. The transcript has a single exon. The record is from RefSeq and is a predicted model, not a curated record. Lineage: Eukaryota; Fungi; Basidiomycota; Ustilaginomycetes; Ustilaginales; Ustilaginaceae. Gene Ontology annotation, molecular function: A2-type glycerophospholipase activity. Gene Ontology annotation, biological process: cardiolipin acyl-chain remodeling. Bases 1 to 2043 code for a protein of 680 amino acids.